AUGUCCAUCGUGGGCGUCAACGGCGUGGGCAAAUCGACCAAUCUCUCCAAGAUCUGCUUCUUCCUGCUGCAGAACCAGUAUAAGGUGCUCAUCGCGGCUGGCGACACCUUCCGGUCCGGCGCCGUCGAGCAGCUGGCCGUGCACGUGCGCAACCUCAAGGAGCUCACGGCGCGCGAGGGCGGCCAGGUCGAGCUGUACCAGAAAGGGUACGGCAAGGACGCCGCGACCGUGGCCAAGGACGCCGUCGCGUUCGCCACGCAGGAGGGGUUCGACGUGGUGCUGAUCGACACCGCGGGGCGCAGGCAUAACGACCAGCGGCUGAUGUCGUCGCUGGAGAAGUUUGCCAAGUUCGCGCAGCCGGACAAGAUUCUGAUGGUUGGCGAGAGCAACAACCACAACAAUAAUCUUAACCCCGCCGCCGCCCCGCCCCCCUCCACCCUCGCCGCCCAGCUGGUCGAGAACAUCUCGGCCUCGGCCCGCACCACCACCUCCUCCUCCGACGAGACCGCCGACGAGCUGCGGCGCCUGUUCGCCACCAUCGAGCGCGUCAAGGACGACCCGGCGUGCCUGCGCACGCCCGCCGACCGCCUCGCCCACAACCACCUGCUGGUCUACGUCUGCGGCGCCGUCGUGCUCGACGGCCUGCCGCUGGCCGACGCCUUCGCCGACGCCGAGCGCCUGCGCGCCGACGCCCGCCGCGCCGUCGCCUUCCUCCGCGUCACCGUCGCCGAGACGCCUGCUGUGCUCGAGUGCGUGACUGAUGGCGGCACGUUUCUUGCCCGCGGGCGCGAGCCGCUGUGGGUGUGGAUCCUGCCUAGGUUGUUGAGGAUGUUGGGCCAUCGGCGGUGUGCCGGGGUCGAGGGCGAGGUGGAGGAACUGUGCCGGUUUGUGCUGCUGCUGGCGGCGAGGAAUGCGAAGUUGUGGGGGUUGGGGAGGGCGGUGAUGGGGUAUUUUAGGGCGAAUUUCAGUGCCAUUCUUGCCCGGUUAAAGUCAGCCCUCUCGUCGUCGCGAGAGAGAUCGAUCGAGACCAAGCUUCCGCCCCAAGCUGUCCUCGAGGCCUUGCCUGGUGGUCCGCCCCGCGGGUGCUCCUUCGCUCUGCCCGACGCCGAUCACGCCCUCCGACACGCGCUGAGCCUCCUGACGAUCCUCAAGGGCGUGGUUUUAUCGCCAGAAUCACCGGCCGCUCUGCUCUAUGGCCAGAAUUUGGUGUGGCUUUUGGACGCCUUGCAAUCAUUAAGCUCGAUCUUGGCCACAUGGCCGACACCGCUGGGAGCUGGCCUGGCGGCUGUUGUCCAGGUUGCCCUAGACUUGGCUCAGGCUCCUAGUAGUUCGUGCGGCCUGGACGAAAUGCUCUAUCACAAGGCUACCACUACUUUGGCCUUGCGAGCUGUUCUCUUGCUCAGAGAUGCAACUGUCCGUCCUCUACCAGCACAGCCCAGCGCGGAGACCGUUCCGGCUAUGUUCGUCGACGGCGAGCUGCGGCAGCAUGUCCAGAAAUUCGCGACGCGACAAAAGAGCGAUGUCCCCAGGGGUCCGGUUGCCAAGCGUCGGAGAGUCGAUGACGAGACACCAUCGGUGUUGCUCGAGGUGGCCAACCAGCUCUGCCGAUUAAUAGAUGCUGAUCCUUCUAGCGAGAUCGAGGAGCUGGAAGCCUAUAUCGUAGACCGGUUUCCGCAGAUGGACGAGAAGCAUCAGUGCCAUCUUAUCAACCUCAUAUCCCGUAUCCCGUGCGCUGCUGACGAUACCCUGAAGCGCAGGAGGACUGAGCCCUCGGGGCCUUCAGCCUUCCACUGCCCCUUCUGCUCCGAGGAAAAGCCAAGCGAAUUGCCGCCCUCAAGCCGCCAUGAUGCCGCGAAGGCCCUGGGGAUUGCUAUCUUCUGCAGGCUCAUUAAGCUUCCAAGCUUUCUAGAAUCAAAAAGGCCUCGCGUGUUCGCCAUGGUCGCCCUCCGGCGCAUCGCAAGGCAUUCGACUGACAGCGAGUUCUGGGACCUGGAGAAGUCCGGUCCGGGCCAGUGGUGCCUGCAGUCUCUGCAGAGCUCCAUCCGGGAGCUUCGCAUCGCUGCUGGACGAGCCCUCUCCGUCUUCAUCUCAGAGCCGCCGGCCGCCGGGUUCGACUGGGAAGUCCUGAAACGCAACAGGGCCAAUGUUCUGAGUAUCCUCAAAUCCCUCUCAGAUAGGGGCGUCGCAAAUCUGCACGAAACUUGCAUAAUGGCUUGGGGCCAGGUGGGCAGAGUGGUGUCUGCUGAUGAGCUCAACCUUGUCCUCAUCAAGCUGGUCGAGUACCUCGGGCACCGCAACAUGUUGGUCUCCGGCAUUGCCUUCAAUGAGCUUUUGAAUCUUGCCGAUUUCAGAGGGGAGACGACAGCACAACUGUUCCAGCCCUUCUGGGCGAGCCUCGCCUUUUCGGUCGUCAAAGACCUGGUUUCUAAACCACAUGCUGCACGCCUCGUGGCUGAUCUCAUGCAGAUGAACGUGCCAGGCCUCUUGGUUAUGCUCCAAACACAUGCCCUUCCGUGGUUGGUUCUGACCAAGAAACGCGAGGUGGUCCAGAAGAUUGCAGAGGCUCGGGGGGACACCGACACUUUGCAGACUUGUAUGGAUCCGGCAAACCUCUCGGCCAUCUUGGCUCUGCUUCUUAUUCAGGAUGCCCCCGACAUAGCCGCGCAUGCGAUGUCACUGCUCGGCCAUGCUUGCCCUCAACUUGAGGGAUAUGAACUAGUCGAUCUGCUUCGCACAAAUCCCCUUAUGAUCGCCCUUGAGCUCUUCAAGGCCGGAGCCCAAGCCGAUGAAACGCGGAAGGCAAGGGUCCGCACGGCGCUCGCUACUAUGGCAAACCUCCUCUUGGUGGAUCAGAAAGACAAGCGGAAGAAGUCUCACGUCUUGGGGCGCUAUUUCCAACAGCACGCGCUCGGCUUAACCGCGCGGCUGAGCGAGGUCAUCAACGACACUUGGCAGUCAAAUCCGCCUGUUUCGGAACAGCGGCGCUGUUUGGGUGCCUUGGAGGAGAUGAUCAGGAUUUGCAACUCAUACGUCUGCAUUGCCCGUCCACAGAUCUCGGCCUGUCUGAUUUCCGCCAUGAGCUCUGACGAGCUGCGGUCGGCCGCCUUCUCCUGCUGGGACGCCAUGCUCACUCACAUGGAAGAGGCAGACGUGGAAGCGCUGAUUGAGACGACCUUCUUCAUUAUCGGCACCUACUGGAAGUCCUUCGAUCCGGCGACGAAGAAGAAGGCGAAGAAUCUAAUCUCGACUCUGCUGAACGACUAUCCGCGUGUCUUCACCGAGUAUUCCAACAAGCUGCCCUCGCUGAGCCAUGUGGAUGAACUGAGAGACAUCUGCCAGGCGCUAGACACCCUUCGAAAACCCAUAGACAGCAUGGGUGCUUUCGCGGUGUUUGCCGAGCGGCUGAACCACGAGAAUCCCGGGGUGGUCGAGCAAGCGCUGGUCGAGCUGAUCGCGUUCCUCGAGAAGAACCAGGACCAUCUCCAGACAUCGGCCAUCAGUGAGCAGCCGGACCCCGUCGUUACCACGCUGGCACGCUCGCUGCUGGAUUGCUCCGCCAAGUACAACGGCUGGCACGCCGACAUCGCUCGUCUCUGCGCCCAAGCCGUGGGCCUCGUCGGAUGCCUGGACUCCAACCGGCUCGAGACCGAACGCGAGCAGAAGCAGUUCGUCGUCAUCCACAACUUCGAGGACGCCCGUGAGACCACAGACUUUGUCGCAUUUUUGCUCGAGAACGUGCUCGUCAAGGCCUUUUUGUCGACAACGGAUACCAGGUUCCUCGGCUUCUUAUCCUUCGCCAUGCAGGAGCUUCUCGCGAGGACCGACUUCAAGGCCGCUUGUGCCCAUCAGGGCCAGGGAGACACCGAGCCCCUCUACAGAAAGUGGCUCACCUUCUCGGAGAGCACGCGCGAGGUGCUUACGCCUUUUCUAUCCUCGAGAUUUGUCGUUGCGCCGAUGACGUACCAAGCCACCGAGUACCCCAUAUUCAAGCCCAAGAGGUCGUACGCAGUCUGGCUGAGGGCCUUCGUCCUCGACCUCCUGCGCAACGGUCAGAAUGUGUUCAGCCAAGCUGUCUUCGAACCCCUCUGCCGCCUGAUCAAGGUCCAGGACCUCGCUGUGGCCGAGUUCCUGAUGCCGUAUGCGGUCCUGCAUGUUAUUGUGGGACAAGAACACAAGGAUGAAUACAGGGAUAAGGUCUCGGCUGAGAUGGCCGCGAUCCUGAAGCACCAGCCUCCGGAGACGGCUUCGUAUGUCGAGAAAGAGGAGAUGAAGCAAUUUUACCAGCGCACUUGCAACACGUCACCCUGGACCAGCAGGCCCUCAACCACCGCAAAGCCGGCCGGUGGACAGCAGCGCAGACGUGACGUUCUGUUGAACUACGUUGAAGGCAUGACGGUCAACACGGUCAACAGAAUUGCGCCAUUUGCUGUCGAGGCUUCGUGGGCAACCGGCAGAUGGCAGACGCUCGAGAAGUAUCUCCGCCUGUACAACGCAGGCGACGUCUCGGAAGUGUUCAACCUCGGCGUCGGCCAGGCGCUGCUCUGUCUGAAGGACGGGAACGUGGAGAAGUUCAAGGAGCACAUUCAGAUGCUGCGCGACAAGGUGGCCGGCUCCAUGACGUACUCGGCCACGUCUUCGCUCCGGGCGUGUCACGACGCCAUGCUCAAGUGUCACGUCUUGAGCGAUCUAGAGAUGAUCGCGAAUGAGAAUCUGAAGGGAGAUGGAGACCAGCAGGGUGUGCUCGCGGCGCUGGAUCGGCGGCUGGAAGUUCUCGGGGCGUAUGUGAGUGACAAGCAGUAUCUGCUUGGGAUCAGGAGAGCGGCGAUGGAGUUGAUGCGCGCUCGGUUGGCGAGGAAGUCUGGGUCAAUGCAUCAGUCGUUCAACGCGGUGCUGCACGCCCAGCAGCUAGGUGACGGCUCCGCUAUGAUUGAGAACGCCAGGCUGUUGUACAAGGACGGCCAUCACCGCAAGGCCAUCCAGAUCUUGCAGCAUGCCAUUUCCACCAACUCGUUCAUCAGUGAAAACGCUGUCACCAUUAGUGUACCACCAACGUCUAGCAAAGGUCCGGAGACGCAGCGCAAUAUGUUGACGGCAAGAGCGCAUCUCCUCCUCGCGAAGUGGCUCGACUCGACAGGCCAGACACACGCCAGCGCCCUCCGUUCCCAAUACCAGCAGGCAGCCAAGACGUAUCCGCAAUGGGAGAAGGGCCAUUACUACCUUGGCCGGCACUAUAAAAAGGUUCUGGAAUCUGAGAAGGCGCUCGAGCCGGAUGACCAGACCGACGAGUAUCUGACUGGUGAGACGGCAAAGCUAGUCAUUGAGAACUACUUGCGGUCUCUCAACUUCGGGGCGAAGUAUUUACCCCAGACGUUGCCCAGGAUUCUAACCCUGUUUCUCGAGCUCGGCGCUCAAGUUGACAAGGCGCCGACUGGCAAGGUGUCGCUCUCCAGGGAGCUGCAUAUGAGGAGAAAGGCCAUCCUCCACGAGCUUUACAAGAACUUCCAGAAGCAUCUGUCUCGCAUGCCAGCAUACAUAUUCUACACCUCUCUGCCGCAGAUUGUGGCAAGAAUAGCGCACCCCAACCCCGAGGUCUUCAAGGUGCUGGAGCAGAUGAUCCUCAAAGUCGUCGAAGCCCAUCCUCGCCAGGCCAUCUGGAACCUCUUCCCGCUCAUGACGACGAGGCAGGCUGGCGAGCGACGAACCCGAGGGCUUCAGAUUCUGCAGGCUGCCCGCGGCAUCAGCAAGAAGGUGGAUGGCACCUCCCUCGAUCUGAAGAUGCUGCUCAGGAUGGGCGAAAAGCUGGCCGAGCAGCUCUUGUUGGCUUGCACCAACGGCGAUUUCCAGAGCAACAGAACCACCAUGGCGAGCAUCACGAGGGAUCUCAACUUCAAUCACAACUGCACGCCGUGUCCGCUCGUGGUGCCGGUCGAAGCUUGCUUGACGGCCACGUUGCCGACGCUGACCGACAACGUCCGGAAACACAAAGCAUUCUCCCGAGACGUCAUUACCAUCGACUCGUUCCUCGACCAGGUCCUGGUCUUGGGCUCGCUCGCGAAGCCGCGCAAGCUGACAGCCCGCGGCACGGACGGCAAGCUGUACGGGCUGUUGAUCAAGCCCAAGGACGAUCUCCGGACCGACCAGCGUCUGAUGGAGUUCAACGGGCUCAUCAACCGGUCCUUGAAGCGAGAUGCAGAGUCCAGCCGCCGUCAGCUGUACAUCCGCACCUACGCCGUCACGCCGCUCAACGAAGAGUGCGGUAUCAUCGAGUGGGUCGACGGGCUCAAGACGCUCCGCGACAUUUUGCUGGCCAUCUACAAGACGCGCAAUAUCCAGCCCAACUACAGCGAGAUCGCGCAGAAGAUGAAGCAGGCCGCGCAGUCGGACGCCAACACGCGCAUCUUCACCGAGGAUGUGCUCGGCCAGUUCCCGCCGGUCCUGCCGGACUGGUUCAUCGCGCAGUUCCCCAACCCGUCGGCGUGGUUCGCCGCCCGGCUGAAGUACACGCGCUCCUGCGCCGUCAUGUCGAUGGUCGGCACGAUCCUGGGGCUGGGCGACCGGCACGGCGAGAACGUGCUGCUGGAGGAGGGCAACGGCGGCAUCUUCCACGUCGACUUCAACUGCCUGUUCGACAAGGGCCUGACGUUCGCGCAGCCGGAGCGCGUGCCCUUCCGCCUGACCCACAACAUGGAGGCCGCCAUGGGCUUCCACCGGUACGAGGGCCCGUUCCGCCACUGCAGCGAGCUGACGCUGCGCAUCCUGCGCCAGCAGGAGGAGACCCUCAUGACCAUCCUCGAGGCCUUCAUCUACGACCCGACCCUGGACCUCCAGCGCACCAAGAAGCGCCACUACGACGUCGUCCGCAUGAACCCCACCGCCGUCGUCGAGAGCAUCCGCCGCAAGGUCAGGGGCCUGCUGCCCGAGGAGAGCAUCCCGCUCGGCGUAUCGACCUCCUCGUCCGGUUGGGAAUACCUCUCAAUUUCCGACGAGAUGUCCUAUCGCAUCGAGAUCUCGCCCAACAAUCGGGCGGGCUGCCAGGACAAGGUCUGCAAGGAUGCCAAGUCCAAGAUCCCGAAGGGCGAGCUGCGCCUGGGCACCUGGGUGGAGAUCCAAGAUCAUGGCGGUUGGCGGUGGAAGCAUUGGGGCUGCGUCUCGGGGGAGCAGGUUGUGAACAUGCAGGAGAAACUUGGGGUAGACAAGAAUGGAGAGUACAACUGGGAUAUGCUUGAUGGCUGGGAGGAGCUUGAGGACCACCCUGACUUGCGCCAGAAGGUGAUGCGGGUCAUCAAGCAGGGACAUAUUGAUCCUGAGGACUUCAAAGGCGAUCCUGCGUACAACAAACCUGGCCAAAAGGGUAUCCGCCCGCGGGCGAAGAAGCCAAAGGCUGAUGACGAGGCAACCGAAGCUGAGGACACCGAGACCGAAGCCAAGGCCAAGCCCAAGAAGGCCGCCGCUAAGCGCGGUCGCAAAAAGGUCGAGAAUGAUGACGAGGAGGCAGAGCCGGAGCCUCCCGCAAAGAAAUCCAAGCGUGGCGGCAAGAAGAAGCCCGAGCCCGAACCCGAACCCGAAGCUGAACCGGAGCCGGAGCCCGAGAAGGAGAAGCCGAAGAAGGCGGCCAAGGGUAAGCGUGGCGCCAAAGCCGCGGCUGCCGUCAAGGAGGAGAGCGAGGCAGAGCCCGAGCCCGAGCCAGAACCCGAGGUGCCCAAGAAGAAGGCCGGAAGGGCCAAGAAGGGAAAGAAAGAGCCCUCGCCUGAGCCGGAGGCGGAAGAGGGAGAGAAGGAGGCGGAGCCCGAGCCGAAGGCCAGGGCCGGUCGCAGGGCUAAGGCUGCCGAGAAGAAAGAGGCCGCUCCUCCCGCGAAGAAACGGGGCCGCAAGUCGUGA
Thermothielavioides terrestris NRRL 8126 is the source of this 7878-nucleotide messenger RNA. RefSeq lists its product as uncharacterized. Gene Ontology annotation, molecular function: zinc ion binding; GTP binding; protein binding. Gene Ontology annotation, cellular component: nucleus. NCBI's taxonomy places the organism in Eukaryota, Fungi, Ascomycota, Sordariomycetes, Sordariales, Chaetomiaceae. Bases 1 to 7878 code for a protein of 2625 amino acids. The transcript has 16 exons. Gene Ontology annotation, biological process: SRP-dependent cotranslational protein targeting to membrane; DNA damage checkpoint signaling; telomere maintenance. The record is from RefSeq and is a predicted model, not a curated record.